Messenger RNA from Psammomys obesus (fat sand rat), 694 nucleotides. It is a transcript of the gene Dusp23, whose product is annotated as dual specificity phosphatase 23. Gene Ontology annotation, molecular function: protein tyrosine/serine/threonine phosphatase activity. Gene Ontology annotation, biological process: cilium assembly; protein dephosphorylation. The record is from RefSeq and is a predicted model, not a curated record. The transcript is spliced from 3 exons. The coding region runs from base 88 to 540 and encodes 150 amino acids. Lineage: Eukaryota; Metazoa; Chordata; Mammalia; Rodentia; Muridae.
UUGCUGAGCAGCGACAGAAGCCAGCCCCGGGGGCCGACAAGGGCGGAGUAGGAAAGGCCAGCGUCAACCCGGUGCCCACCCCCAGCGAUGGGCGUGCAGCCCCCCAACUUCUCCUGGGUGCUCCCGGGACGGCUGGCAGGGCUGGCGCUGCCGCGGCAACCCGCUCACUACCAGUUCCUGCUGGACCUGGGCGUGCGGCAUCUGGUGUCCCUGACCGAGCGCGGGCCCCCUCACAGCGACAGCUGUCCCGGCCUCACGCUGCACCGGCUGCGCAUCCCUGACUUUUGCCCGCCGGCCCCAGAACAGAUUGACCGAUUUGUGAAGAUCGUGGACGAGGCCAAUGCCCGGGGAGAGGCCGUCGGAGUGCACUGUGCCCUGGGCUUUGGCCGCACUGGCACCAUGUUGGCCUGCUACCUGGUGAAGGAACGGGGCUUGGCGGCGGGAGAUGCCAUUGCUGAGAUUCGGCGCCUGCGACCGGGAUCCAUUGAGACGUAUGAACAAGAGAAAGCCGUCUUCCAGUUCUACCAGCGAACAAAAUAAGGGCUGCACACCAGCCUCAGAUGCACUCAGCUCAUCUAUUGCCUCCAGCACCCAUGUUGUCCCCAGCCUCAGACCGAGGGAUGCUGGAACUGAGUCUUGGUGGUCAUACAGAGUAGCUAUUAAGUAAGGAAAUAAAUAAUGCUGAGACUGUGAA